CUGAACCAAAGGGCAGCAGCACGGCUUAUUCGUAUAUACGCACCUCUCGAAAUAGCAGCAACGUUGUCAGACAAGGCUUCUCUUUUGUGCAUGAAAAGAUGAGCCUCGCCCAGAUUUCAGCUGCAGCCAUCCUGGUGCUCCUGGUGGUGCCGAGGUGCCAUGCCUGGCCAAGAAACGCCAACGCUCAAAUUUCCUCGCGCGACGCAGUGAAAGUGGAAGAGAGAGUUCUCCUACUAUGCGGAGGAAGAGAAAUACACAAGGAGUGCGAGAGCAACUGUGGCGAAGAGAGCUGCCGUCAGCUGCUUGGAACCCAGCCAAAGAAGCCCAAUUGCAAUAAAGACUGCGUGACCGGUUGCUUUUGUCGGAAAGGCUUCUACAGGCAUCACAACGAUACAUGCGCAACAGCAACUGAGUGCCGGAAGUCUUGAAGAAAGCUCUACCAUGACAGGUGUCUACGGUAUACUAGGGGCAAGCUGAGCGCCUUCACAAACUAUUGGGGUCCUUAAACAACUCGUGUUUUUCUUAGUAUCAUGCACAGCGGGAUAUUUGCCUUCAAGAGCAAUAAAGAUAUCUUCUCAUUUCAA
Molecule: messenger RNA, 584 nt
Organism: Dermacentor albipictus
Lineage: Eukaryota; Metazoa; Arthropoda; Arachnida; Ixodida; Ixodidae
Source: RefSeq, a predicted model, not a curated record